Messenger RNA from Maylandia zebra (zebra mbuna), 2004 nucleotides. The record is from RefSeq and is a predicted model, not a curated record. NCBI's taxonomy places the organism in Eukaryota, Metazoa, Chordata, Actinopteri, Cichliformes, Cichlidae.
AUGUACAACAUAAUUCCCUGGCUGAUGAAGUGGCUACCUGGACCUCAUAAGACAAUGUUCACUCUGACACAAGAGGUAAAGGACUUUAUAGAAAUCAGGAUCAAAGACCACAGAGAAAUCCUUGACCCAGCGUCACCGAGAGACUAUAUUGAUGCCUUUCUUAUAGAAAUGGCAAAGAACGAGGAGAACGAUUCAAGUUUUUCUCUCAGUACCUUACACGCUUGCACCAUGGACCUGUUUUUUGCUGGAACUGAAACUACUACCACUACUUUACGCUGGGGGUUGCUUUACAUGAUCUACUACCCUGAUAUACAAGAGAGAGUUCAAGCUGAGAUUGAUGCUGUGGUUGGUUCGUCCAGACAGCCCUCUGUGAGUGACCGAGAAAACAUGCCCUAUACUGAUGCUGUCAUUCAUGAGAUUCAGAGAAUGGCCAACAUCAUUCCUCUCAAUGUGCUUCAUAUGACAGUCAAGGAAACUACAGUGGAUAAAUACACAAUCCCAAAGGGUACCAUGAUCGUGGCUACUCUGGACUCAGUCUUACAUGAUGAGUCAGUGUGGGAAACUCCGCACUCUUUCAACCCUCAACACUUUCUGGACAAGGAUGGUAAAUUUCGCAAGAGAGAUGCUUUCCUUCCAUUUUCUGCAGGCAAGCGUGUGUGUCUUGGAGAACAGCUGGCCAGGAUGGAGUUGUUUUUGUUUUUCACCUCCCUCCUUCAGAGGUUUUCUCUUUCGCCACCUGCUGGAGAGCAGCCCAGUCUGGAGUUCCAGUUGGGAGCCGCACGCUGUCCCAAACCUUACCGCCUCUGUGCUGUACCGCGUUAAACCAUCAACUAUGACAAAACUGAAAUUGUCUGAUACUCAGUUUGAUGAAUCAAUGUCCUCCAUCAUAUUUGUCAUAUGAAGCAUUAUCUAUACCUGCUAAAUUCUUCUCACCAUGGAGACCUUUUAAAGGAGCCAUUCCAUCCAUUGUAUUCAACAAAUAAAAAUUUGAAAGGUUUACAAUAUUAAAUUACAACUUUUUAAGAGAUCACAUUCCACUGCAUAUGCAUGAUAAUCGCUGUCAUAAGCAAACAUUUACAAGGACUUCAGUAAAAUUUUGACAAUAAGAUAAAUACAGCUGGACAAAAAAAACAGUAUUCUGUUUUUAACGUUUAAUAGUACUGCAGAGAUAUUUACAUAGGAUUCAAACUUUAAUUUAUUAAGUUUAAUCUACACUUGAGUCAGUGUCUACAUUGAAAACAAAAUCCCACCAUAUCUUGGUGGAUUUGCUUGUAUGUCGAGGAUCAAUAACCUAUUUUAGUUCAAUUAUCCAAAAGAUGAUUUCACAUAAUCUUUAAGUACUCUAUGAAACAAUGCUUAUUUGAUUCAGUGUUUUGAAGUUGCUCAGUGCUUGAGGCAGGAAUGCAAUUCUAUAAUUUUGCACCACUGUGCUUGAUGAUUACUCUUAGAUUCUGUCUUUGUGUUGCACAAAACCACUCGCUGUGUUUAGUCAGUUUUGUUGGCACUGACGGACCCUCAUGAAACAGUGACCUCCUGGUUAAUGAAGCUAACACUCGUCAAUGAUGUGUUUAAAGUAUUUUAAGAUUCUGGAAAUAUAUCAGAAUAGUAAAAAAAAAUUCUGUUUGCUUUGAUGGUAUUUUGAAGGUGUUCUGCUAAACGUGGUAAUCCUUAUCUUGACUUUCCCAAUUUCUUUAAAAGAACAUAAGAAAUCAGUUGUUAUUCUACAGUAGACUCUCUAUGAUAUAACCUAAUGGGCGGGUUGAUUACCAACAAUCUUAUGUCACUCUUAAACAAGAAGGCCCUUUUAAAUUCACAAACUAUUUUGAAAAGUAUAUAGGUUUAUGUUUAUUUGGAUAUCAGAGGAAUGCAGGCAAACCAGGUGGUGACAGGGUGAUCUUAAUAACCAUAAUAAUUUAUUUCAGUUGGUGUGAGUGUUUUUAUUUUUCAUACCACUGCUUGUUAUAAAAUGCACAAUGUCAUAAAUAAAUAGAUUUUCUGCAUGCA